AUGACUAAGACCAUCCAUGGAAACUCGCAAUUCCAGAAGCCCUCUUCUCUACGCUGGACGUGGAAGUCACCCGGUGAAGGGUACCGUAAUGAAAUAGACCACAUCAUCGUUAAUAAAAGGUUCUGCCUGACGGGCGUCGCUGUUGUACCAAAGUUCUAUACGGGAUUGGACCAUCGCCUCCUCCGAGGAAGAUUUUCUUUCACAAGGAGAGAAGAGAAAGCCUUCAAGUUCAGAGAGAGAAAUCCCAGAACUAUCAUCAACUGGGAUCUCUUCGCUACGCUAGCCGGCUUUUGGGAAGAUUCCGCAAUGGUCAACAUCGACGAGGAAUAUGACCGGCUCGUUGAACACCUUCACGACGGCGCGAUGAAGGCUGAAAGUUUUAAAACCACCAAGAGACGCUUGUCCCUUGAAACUCUUGAGCUGAUACGCCAGCGUAGAGCAGCACAAGAACUCACGUCCGAGCUCGCAAGGCUUUGCAGAGAGGCGAUAAAGAAGACCUCAAAGAGAGAAGAGCAGAAGUGUUUGUUGAAGCUGCAGAGGCGGGGUAAACCAUCCGCUAUGCCCGUCGAGAUUUCUCCAGUCGCAAGACGAGGAUAA
This is a messenger RNA of Necator americanus (New World hookworm), 597 nucleotides long. RefSeq lists its product as uncharacterized. The coding region runs from base 1 to 597 and encodes 198 amino acids. The record is from RefSeq and is a predicted model, not a curated record. The transcript has a single exon. Lineage: Eukaryota; Metazoa; Nematoda; Chromadorea; Rhabditida; Ancylostomatidae.